AUGCCGAACACCGCUUGUAUCCUCGCGAUCGACCAAGGGACAACAGGCACGACUGCUCUCUUUGUUGACACACAGGGUAGCAUCGUCGCACGCGGAUACCAAGAAUUUACACAGUAUUACCCACAUCCCGGUUGGGUAGAACACGAUCCAGAGGAGAUAUGGAACGCCACGCUACAAGCAAUAGACGCACUUUUUGGAGAAACAGCACCAAACAUUAUCGCUCUCGGAAUCACAAAUCAACGCGAAACGACUCUCAUCUGGGAUCGGCAAACAGGAAAACCGAUUUAUCCUGCAAUUGUGUGGCAGUGUCGGCGUACAGCAGAUAGAUGUACUUCUCUCGAGAAACAGGGAAUAGCAGGAGAGAUAAAGACCAAAACAGGGCUUGUCUUAGAUGCCUACUUUUCGGCAACAAAAAUCGCGUGGAUUCUUGAUAAUGUUAAUGGCGCACGGGAACAAGCAGAACGCGGUGAACUUGCGUUUGGGACCGUAGACACUUGGCUCCUAUGGAAAUUAACAGACGGUGCUGUCCAUAAAACCGAUUAUACAAAUGCGUCGCGUACUCUGCUUUUCAAUAUUAACAAUCUUUCAUGGGACGACACCCUUUUGGAGAUAUUCAAUGUUCCAAAAGCUAUAUUGCCUGAAGUCUAUCCAUCUGCAAGCAAUUUUGGUACAGCGAGUUUCUACCGUAAUUUUUGGCUUGAAACCUUCGGAAAAAAUAUAUGCUUAGAUGGCAUUCCAAUUACUGGAAUUGCGGGGGAUCAGCAGGCAGCCCUCUUCGGGCAAUUGUGCACCCAACCGGGCAUGGUGAAAAACACCUACGGGACCGGCUGCUUCCUCAUGCUUAACACGGGUGCUGAAAAAAUAGAAACAGAGACUGGACUCCUGACAACACUUGCUUGUAGUUUAGAUGAAAACCCGGUUUAUGCGCUGGAAGGAAGCGUAUUUGUCGCUGGUGCUGCGAUUCAAUGGCUUCGUGAUGGUAUCCAGAUUAUUGAAAACGCGGUGGAAACGGAAGAGAUCGCAUCCAGUAUCCCGGAUUCAGGCGGUGUCUUUGUUGUUCCUGCGUUUACUGGACUCGGUGCUCCCUAUUGGGACGCUGAGGCACGCGGUGCAAUCCUCGGUUUAACGCGAGGGAGUACCCGCGCGCAAAUUAUCCGUGCCACUUUAGAAUCAAUCGCCUAUCAAUCCGCAGAUGUGGUCACUGCGAUGUUGACAGAUACGAAGAUGGCAGUUGAUCGAUUGCGGGUUGACGGUGGGGCAACUGCGAAUGACUUCCUCAUGCAGUUCCAAGCAGAUAUUCUUGGGAUAGAUAUAGAACGUCCGGCGCAAAUUGAAUCAACGGGACUGGGUGCAGCGUACCUCGCUGGUAUUACAAGCGGAAUGUGGAACGACAUUGACCAACUUGAGGCGUACCGAUCUGAACAAGCAACGUCCGAUGAUAAUGUUUCUACAGCUCGCGUCUUUUCACCACAGAUUGACACAAACGAACGGAAUCAGAAACUUGCACAGUGGAAAAAAGCAGUGGAACGCGUAAUGGAUUAA
This is a messenger RNA of Geodia barretti, 1542 nucleotides long. NCBI's taxonomy places the organism in Eukaryota, Metazoa, Porifera, Demospongiae, Tetractinellida, Geodiidae. The record is from the annotation of a GenBank genome assembly.